Temnothorax curvispinosus is the source of this 1081-nucleotide messenger RNA. It is a transcript of the gene ND-30, whose product is annotated as NADH dehydrogenase [ubiquinone] iron-sulfur protein 3, mitochondrial. The transcript has 5 exons. Gene Ontology annotation, molecular function: NADH dehydrogenase (ubiquinone) activity. The record is from RefSeq and is a predicted model, not a curated record. The coding region runs from base 81 to 875 and encodes 264 amino acids. NCBI's taxonomy places the organism in Eukaryota, Metazoa, Arthropoda, Insecta, Hymenoptera, Formicidae.
AGAUGGUCGCCAAAGUUGCGGGAUAUGUUCCGCUAACUCUGUGUUUGUAAGCGCAUUUAAAAUAUAUAUUCUUUAGAAAAAUGACGUCGAUAUUAAGAAACUGUUGGAGACUGUCGCGAAGUUUACCAGCCGCUACGCCGAAAUGUUAUGCUGUCGCUUCUCCGUCAAUAGUAAGGUACAACACCACGACUACCGACGAGAAAACCGAGAAAAUCGAGACUCGUCCCACGGUACGGAAACCCAGUCACGUUGAUGUUGAUCGUCUGAUACACUUUGGCCGUUACAUCAACGAUUGUCUGCCCAAAUACAUACAACAAGUACAGCUGGCUGCUGGCGACGAGCUGGAAUUGUUAAUUGUCCCUGACGGCAUCAUACCUACGUUUACAUUUUUAAAGGAUCAUCAUAAUACACAGUUCGUUAAUCUGUCAGACAUUACCGCUGUAGAUGUGCCCAGUAGACAGUACAGAUUUGAGCUCGUUUACAAUCUACUGUCGUUGCGAUACAAUUCGCGUAUCAGAGUUAAAACGUACACCGACGAGUUGACGCCGGUUGACUCCAUCUACAGCGUUUUCAAAGCUGCUGAUUGGUACGAGCGAGAGAUAUGGGAUAUGUUUGGUGUAUUUUUCUUGAAUCAUCCCGAUCUUCGUAGGAUCCUUACGGACUAUGGCUUUGAAGGGCAUCCACUAAGGAAAGAUUUUCCACUCAGCGGAUACGUUGAGGUGCGCUAUGACGACGAAUAUAAAAGAAUAGUGAUUGAACCAUUAGAAUUGACUCAGGAAUUCCGUAAAUUUGAAUUAGCUGCCCCGUGGGAGCAGUUUCCUAAUUUCCGGGACGCUCCGUCAUCAACUGCUGAACCUGCUUCGAAGGAAAAGUAACUGCUCUCACUUAGAUCAUAGUUAUUGCCCGAGUAAGCAAGUAUAAAUAUAUUGAUAAAGUGUAAUGUACAUUGAUAGAUAUUCUUUUCUCUUGUUAACCAUUUCUGGAUGCCCGAUUCAUGGACAUUUUAGAAAUAUAGAGAAUAAUGUUACAACUGUAUUUAUUUCGAAGCAUAUUCUACAUUACAAAAUUCCAUUUAUUUUGA